AUGAGCAUCUCCCAGCGCCACGCGCUCUGCAGGGGCCCGCAGGCCUCGCGGCCCCAGCCCAGCACGCGCUGCUGCGUGGUGUCGCUCCGGCGCGCGGGCCAACCUCUGCGCGCGGCGUCCGACGACUUGCAGGGGCUGCCCGGCCCCGACCAUGAGGCGGCUGAGCGCACGCGCCAGGCCGGCCUAGAGGCUGCGGCCCCAGGCCCCGCCGUCAAAUCCAUUGACGACGGCAUCACUUUGCGCGUGGCUGGGCCCGUGCGGGAGCUGGCAGGCGCAGUGGACCGGGUGGAGAAGGCGGUUGACCGGCUGGAGAAAACUAUGGACCACAAGCUGGACCCGCUGGACAACAAGCUGGACCAGCUGGCGAACAAGCUGGACCGGCUGGGCAACAAGCUGGACCAGCUGGGCAACAAGCUGGACCGGCUGGGCGAAAACCUGACGUCGCUCAAGUCGGCGGGCGCGGUGGCGGUGGCGGCGCUGCUGGUGGUGCUGGUGGGCAUCUCAUCGCCGGAUGUGUGGCGGGAGGGGCUGUACGGCCAGCUGCUCAUGCAGGUCCUGCCGGGCGCCAAGUAG
Messenger RNA from Monoraphidium neglectum, 573 nucleotides. RefSeq lists its product as hypothetical. The coding region runs from base 1 to 573 and encodes 190 amino acids. The record is from RefSeq and is a predicted model, not a curated record. NCBI's taxonomy places the organism in Eukaryota, Viridiplantae, Chlorophyta, Chlorophyceae, Sphaeropleales, Selenastraceae. The transcript has a single exon.